CAUUAUCAUAGCGGCCGACCAAACAUUCGGCCAACCAAUUCUUACCCAUGGAUCAUGGACUCCUCAGUCAAAGAGUGGAAGUUGUUCUUUGAACGAUGUGUCGAGCAAAGAAUUCAAUCUGAUCUAUUCGAGGCUGCAGCCGCGCAAUUACACGCCAAAUCACCUCUCCCUGGCCGAAAGCUCACUGGUCUAUUACUACAGCCACGCUCUACAGGCGUAUGCAGCGUUGAUCCGCGUAUGCUAAUAUACCUUGAGCGAUUACUGGCAUCUAAGAAGGUUGAUGCAUCGGACGUCUUAUCUGCGACCUUUCAGUACUCCAAAGAUCGAUCUCCAGGAACAGGGGAUCAUGGCUCUUCGCAAGAGCCUAGAUUGAUCAACCCACCCGAGUUGGAGGAGAUCGUCUUCCACCGGCUUGCUAAAGCAUUCGCAGCAGAGGAGCGUCCUGUCGAUAACACGGAGGGGUUGAGAACAAUCAUAAUCCUAGCAAGAUGGAUGCAAUGUAUGGUAACGUCGCAUACCAGUGAUACAAUGAUUCAAGCCAUGGCCGGGAUUCAACAACAACCCCAACAACAGUCUAUCAAUGUCCGCGAGGGUCUUGGCAUGCUUGUGGUUGGUCUGAUUGAGAAUUCAAGAAUUCUUCGGUUGCUGAAUAAUCCUAAAACGAAAGAUCUUCGCAAAAGCUUUUCGCAGUCUUUGUCAUCGUUUGUCCCGUUUCUAUCGCAUAACCUACUUGGAUCCCAGGGAUUAUUGCAAAUCGCUGGCCGCCUAGAAAUAUCACAGAAACAACAUGAUUUUUACGACAAGCCUGGUGCUAUUGAAAGAGAAGGAAAUGAAAACACCAGCCUUGAAGUUGCUGCGCUUCAACUUGAAGCAGUCAUGGAUCUUCCACUGGUAAACACAAGAGCUGGGCUCUAUGUCUUUCUGAAUGCUCUGCUGAUUGCACGGCCGCUUACGGAUACUUUCACGAUCCUGAGCUAUCUUCAUACACGCUACAAAAUGAGUGCGCAAAACAUGGCUACGGAUUUGGUUACUGCUGCCUUUGACAUUUUAGCCAAUGCCAUGUACCGCAGUGAGCCUGGACAAACCAUGUUCUGCAUAAAAUCGUUCCUAGUCAACAAAGUCCCCCUUCUCUUGACGCAACUUUCUGCGUCAAUAUUUCCAAUGACACCCGAAAUCUGCAUCACCCAGGCCCUUGGCCAUGUCGAUCCCAAUGUUUUUCCAACAUUCUCUCAAGGCUUUGACGAUAUGAUGGGUAACAACAGUUCGCUUGCAAACGUAAAGCAUGAGUUUCUGAAUGCGUGUGCACUCCAUGGCCUCAUCUCGGCGAUAACAGUCGAGCGGCUGCUUGGUGAGUCGUCCAUGCAAGGUCCGCCAGAGACAAGGUAUACGAAAAAAGAGCUGCUCGAUCAGUGUAAGAACAACUUUGACAAGAUCAACACAUACGUUGACGAGCUGGAGAAUCUCGAUGGGAACGCUGGUGCCAUUGUCGAGGCCGUCACCGAGUUUAUAGCCCAUCUCUGCGAAACUCAGACAACCAUGUACUUGAGGCAGAUAUGUAAUCUACUGUCGAAAAAACCACAAGCCCUGGAUGUAAUUCUGCAGUUCACAUCGCCUGCUAGCGUCCUUCGACCCCUAUGCCAGUUUCUAGACGACUGGCAUUAUGACAGUGAUCAGGGCGAAUUUCAACCUGUGUACGAUGAAUUUGGAGCGAUCCUAGUCUUCAUUAUGGCAUUCGUUUAUCGCUACGACCUCAAGUACUAUGACAUUGGUAUAGGCCAUGAAUCAUUUAUCGCACAGAUGAUUGAACGUGGGCACCAAAGCACGCCACUGGAUGACUUGACAGAGGAGCAGGGUAAACAACUUGGCAGUUGGCUCAAGGGUCUGUACGACUCCGACAAAGAUGGGCUUAGCAAUGAUGUGUUUGCUUCGUGUCGCCCGCAAGACUUUUACUUGAUCGUUCCCACGUUCUUCCAGCAGACAGUCACGGCAUGCUCUGCAGGUGUUUUGUCGUUCGAGACUGUAAAGGGCGGUUUAGAAUACCUUAGUGAGACGUUUCUUUUGCCGUCCCUCAUCGGCGGCUUGAGCUGGAUGGCGUUGCAUGCUCAUGAACAAACUCAUAAUGAUCUUGACGCUUUGAUGCGGAUAUUCCACGAAGUGAUAUUGUCAGUGCCAUCGUCGGGAGACGCGAGGGCCAUGCAUUCGACAAUUCUCGCCAUGGUCUCGAGCCGCUUAGACAAAUGCUUCCGCACUCUACAACGACGCGACCCGAGUCGCACGCACGUGGAGCCUCUCCUACUGGCGAUCAAGGACAACACGGAGUACGAGCGCUCUAUUUACUCGUCGAUGAAAGAAUUGGAGCAGUGGACAAACGCUCCAAACAGCUCAUUGAGUAUGGCUUUGCGCCACACUGUGCAACAGCUUUCCCAAUGGGCCACCACCGCGUCAAUCCAGCCAAAUCCACCAAGUUAUACUCAUCGGCAAGUGUAUGCUUCGCUCAGCAUUUUGGGUGCUUCUAAGACUUUGCACGCUAUGAUGGACGAAGUAAAGGCACAGACCAAUGCCGGCAACGGCGCAGUUGCUCUUGAUGUUGCAACAUCCAUCAUUUGCGCACCGAUCGUGGAAGACAGUCCUAUCAACGUGGGCUGGGUUGGAAGUAUAAUUCCGUCUAUACCACCACCGCGAACUCGCAUAAACUUGCGCGAGAUGCUCAAGCACGAAUUUAUCAACGCGGCGAGCCUAGUGGCCAUCGACCCCUUGACCGCGGAAACAGUUGUUCGUCUCCACCGCCGCGUUGAAGCGCAACUUGUACCAACUGGCGGCGAUACCCUACAGGUACCAGUUAUCAACCUGCCAAGUGUUCAUAUAGUAGAUAUGCAGUCCCAGACCAUCUCGGAAGACAUCGACAAAGCCAUUGAUGAGGCCGCGGCAGUUGGCAUCACGAAUAAUCUAUCAAGCAUGGACAACAAAGCGCUCCAACGCAGCAUGGAGGAACUUGCUGGACCUGAUGGGUUGAAUCUAGCAAGCAUGGGGUUGGAAGCUGGCAACACAGGCGAGAGCGAUAUGCAUGCGGAUUUGGGCAACCUGCCAGAUUUGGAUUUGGGAGACAUGGGCAACAUGGCCAUGGAUAUGGACAUGAGCAUGGAUAUGGGCGGAGGUGGCGACGAUGACUGGGGCUUGGACUUUGACAACAUGUAGGAAUGUAGUUAUUGGGGUAAUCUGAAUGUUUGAGAAGAAGAGGACGUUAUGGCGAGAAGUAUUUCCAUCCAGGUUUAUACCAGUCAGAGAUCUCGCCAGAGGAAAGUGUGAGAAAAGUAUAAUCUGGGAGGUCACUUGACAGCAAAGAAUGUUUGGUAUACGUGUAUUGUAUUUUGACACUGUUGUCGC
Dothidotthia symphoricarpi CBS 119687 is the source of this 3384-nucleotide messenger RNA. Its product is annotated as Med5-domain-containing protein. Gene Ontology annotation, biological process: regulation of transcription by RNA polymerase II. The record is from RefSeq and is a predicted model, not a curated record. The coding region runs from base 55 to 3195 and encodes 1046 amino acids. Lineage: Eukaryota; Fungi; Ascomycota; Dothideomycetes; Pleosporales; Dothidotthiaceae. Gene Ontology annotation, cellular component: mediator complex. Gene Ontology annotation, molecular function: transcription coregulator activity. The transcript is spliced from 7 exons.